GGGUGUGACGUCAAAAAGGCGAGGUCAAGAAGGAGGAAAUGAAAUGCCUUCUCGUUAAGUUGAAGAAUAUUCAGUAUUAUUAACGUAAUUAUAUCAAGUCUAUAAUUAAUCAUUUGUAUAUGCUUUGGUGUUAAUAAGCGCAUUGCGAUUAUGCCAAGCGAAUCGACGGGACAGGACGUGCAGCAGAGCCCACUGGCGUUGCUGGCCCAGACGUGCAGCAAGAUUGGUAACGAGGAUGGGGCAGGUCAGGGAGGUCAAUCGGUGCGCGUUGUGUCAACUGCGCACGGAGACGUGAUAGCCCCGCAGUGGGUCCAGCUACCCGUGGACCCGAGCAAGCAGGGCCAGGCCCUGUCACAGGCCACUCUGGCAAUUUCUGGAGGCCAGGUAGUCCAGCCCCAGGGUCACUACCAGAUAGUCGCCCAGGCGGGCCCCAAUGGUACAAUAACGUACAACGCUGUGCCACAGUUCCAGAUUCUCAACAUGGACUCAUCACAGAUUCAGGGCAACAUGCAGUCUCAACAAUUGAACACCUCACAGCAUCAGACCAUGCAGACGGUUCCCAUCAUGACAUCAAAUGGUCAAAUAAUCCGGGCCCAGAUCCCGUCUGCUGCUGGAAUGGGAACCAGCAUUCUAGGUGGCAUGGGAAACCUGGUAAACAUCGGGGGAAACAUGAUCAACCUCAGCGCUCUUCAAAGCUUGAACGCGGUACGCCCUGGUGGGGACAUGCAGCAAAUGCAAAUCCAUGGUGGCACGUUUCAGCCGAUUCAGCAGAUGUCCAACAUUGUUCAGAUUCCCAUUUCCGCGAACGGGCAGACGACAUACAUGCCUGUUCAGGUGCAACCUUUUCAAACACUGCAGGAUAUGUCACAGCUUGGCUUUUCCGCGUGCAAUACGGUCAAUAUGGCCAAUGGUGGGAUAAUCACUGGAGCGAUGCAGCAAGGCUCGGCCGUCUCCCAGCUUAUGGAGGCUGUUAACCAGAUCGCCAACUCGACACCGAAAGCCUCGACUAGUAACAACAAAUCAAAAGGCAGCAGCUCCCAAAAGUCUCAAAAUGCAGCAGUUCAGUUUUCUACUGCAAGUGGUUCAAUGGGAACAUCAACUGUUUCACAGCUACAGAACAUGUCAAUGCAAGGACAGACAAUUGCUGCAGCCGCGGCAGCAGCUAAUAUAAUCCCUCAAAUGCAGCUAAUUCCACUGGGAAACGGAAAUUACAUGCAAGCUAUUAUUCCGUCACAGUCUGUUAACUCACAGCAGAAUCAAAAUUUUAUAACAAUCAAUGCCUUGUCACAGAAUUCCACAACGUCUGGCACCUCGACUACCACAACUACGGGGACUAUGUCUACACCGCAGCAACUUGCGACCGGCGGACAAAUCCUUCAAAGCAUCGGUGGCCAGACUUUUCAGGUUUUUCAGCAAGGGCCGAACGGCCAGAUAGUUGCGGCACCUAAUCAGCUGAUGAAUUUCGGCAACAUUAAGGCGUCAAAUCAGAUUCCAAUACAGAUUCAAGGCAUGCAAGGGAUCCAGACUUUACAAAACUUACAAGGCCUUCAAAAUUUGCAGAACUUACAGACAAUACAAACAUUGGGUGGGCAGCAGAUACAGACCCAAAUGCCGCAGAUAUUUGGUACCAAUAUGCAAGGUCUGCAGGCUGUUACAAUUAACGCCCAGGGAAAUUUCACUGCUAUUCCAGUCAGUGGAAUUCCCCAGCAGUUGACCACAAUGAACUUGAACAGUCAGCAAACCUUACAGGGCUUGCAACAGGUUCAUCUUGGAUCUAGCGGACUUGUAACAGCGAGUGGUCAGACCCUACAGCAAGACCCGUCUGACCCCACCAAGUGGCAGGUCGUCUCCAAUACCCAGGGGACCACCACCCUCACCAUCCCCUCCCUGUCCCCUACCUCAGGUCAGAGCCCUGAGACGAAUGCCUCAGGGAAGCGAUUGAGGCGCGUGCCCUGCUCUUGUCCAAAUUGCGUCAGUGGGGAUGAUAAUAAGAAUGGCGAGAACAAGAAGAAGGUACAUGUGUGCCACAUGGAGGGUUGCGGGAAGCAGUAUGGGAAGACUUCACACCUUCGAGCUCAUCUCAGGUGGCACACUGGGGAGCGUCCGUUUGUCUGUUCAUAUUUAUUUUGUGGAAAACGGUUUACCCGGUCGGAUGAGCUGCAAAGACACAAACGAACGCACACAGGAGAGAAGCGCUUUGAAUGCGAAGAAUGCGGAAAAAAGUUUAUGCGAUCUGAUCAUUUGUCAAAACACAAAAGGACACACCUUAAGGGCCAUCUUCAGAAAGGCGAAAAUGGUGACGACAAUGAUGCAAAAGCUGAAGAAGACGAAAGUAUGGAAGAGAUGAGCCCAAAUGAGCAUAUGAUGGAGAUAAAUUUGAACAGUGAGCUGCAUAUGGACGGGACCACAGUGGUGAUAAUGAAGAACAGUUCGUUUGAAAGUUCCAAAGGGGAUGACUCUGAUUAAUUGAUUAUCCAAAUUAAUAAUCAAUCGAUGAAAAACAUUGAUAAAUUGAUUAUCUAAAGUAAUAAUUAAUCAAUUAAGGACAUUGAUAAAUGCAUUAUCUUAAUGAAAAAUUAAUCGAUUAAAGAAACUAAUUAUCUAAAUUAAUAAUUAAUCUUUUAAAAGUUAUUGUUUACUGAAAGGACAAUUUCAGAUACAGUUUUCUGUAUGACAUCUAUUGUCUGCUUACAAAAGGUUCAAAUAUUACCCACCUUUGUAAUGUAUACUUGUUUAAAACAUAUAAAUGGGCCUUGCUCUGUGAAAAAGGGAUUAAAUGCAUGUGCGUAAAGUGUCGUUCCAGAUUAGCCUGUGUGGUCCGCUCAGACGAAUCGGGGACAACACUUUCCGCUUUUAUGAUAUUUUUCGUUUCAAGAAAUUCAAUUCUUAGCAAAAAUCAAGUUUAGGCGGAAAGUGUCGUCCCUGAUUAGCCUGUGCGUACUGCACAUGCUUACUGGGACGACACUAUACACAUAUGCGUUAAACCCCCUUUUCACAGAGCAUGACUCAAAUAUUAAAAUACCUAAAAAAUAACAAAGCCCAAGACUUUAAGAAUUUCAUGAAUGUAAGGAAUUUACUUAUGUUUUCCUCAAGUAACCUUGCGAACACUGGCUAAUGUCAAGUCCUUAAAAUUUAUUUUAUGAAUUAUGAUUAAGGACAUAGCUGUCAGAUAAUAUAUAGAUUAUGGCAAUUGUAGCUCACCAUGGUGAGCUUUUGUGAUCGCCUUUUGUCCGUCGUGCGGCGUCAACAUUUGACUUGUUAACUCUCUAGAGGCCACAUUUAUUGUCCAAUCUUCAUGAAAUUUGGUCAGAAGAUUGGUCUCAAUGAUAUCUUGAAUGAGUUCGAAAAUAGUUACGUUUGCUGGAAAAAACAUGGCUGCCAAGGGGCGGGGCAUUUUUCCUUAUGUGGCUAUAUAUGGCUAUAGUAAAAUCUUGUUAACACUCUAGAGGCCACAGUUAUUGUCUGAUCUUCAUAAAACUAUGUCAGAAGAUUCAUCCCAAUAAUAUCUUGGACGAGUUCGAAAAUGAUGCCGGUUGGUUGAAAAACAUGGCCGCCAGGGGGCGGGGCAUUUUUCCUUAUAAUGCUAUAGUAAAACCUUGUUAACACUCUAGAGACCACAUUUAUUUUCUGAUCUUCAUGAAACUUGCUCAGAAGAUUUGUCCCACUGAUAUCUCGUUUGAGUUAAAAAAAAAUGUAACCUUUGCUUGAAAAACAUGGCUGCCAAGGGCAGGGAAUUUUUCCUUAUAUGGCUAUAGUAAAAUCUUGUUAACACUCUAGAGGCCACAUUUAUUGUCCAAUCUUCAUGAAACUUGGUCAGAAGAUUCAUAAAAAUAAUAUCUUGGACGAGGUCGAAAAUGAUGCCGGUUGGUUGAAAAACAUGGCUGCCAGGGGGCGGGGCAUUUUUCCUUAUAUGGCUAUAGUAAAACCUUGUUAACACUUUAGAGUCCACAUUUAUUGUCCAAUCUUCAUGAAACUUGGUCAGAAGAUUCAUCCCAAUAAUAUCUUGGACGAGUUCGUAAAAUGAUGCCGGUUGGUUGAAAAACAUGGCCGCCAGGGGGCGGGGUAUUUUUCCUUAUAUGGCUUUAGUUAAACCUUGUUAACACUCUAAAGGCCACAUUUAUUGUCCAAUCUUGAAGAAAUAUGGUCAGAAGAUUUGUCUUAAUGAUAUCUUGGAUGAGUUUGAAAAUGGUUAUGUUUGCUUGAAAAACAUGGCCGCCAAGGGGCGGGGCAUUUUUCUAUAUGGCUAUGUAAGGCUAUAGUAAAAUCUUGUUAACACUCUAGAGGCCACAUUUAUAGUCCGAUCUUCAUGAAACUCGGUCAGAAGAUUCAUCCCAAUAAUAUCUUGGACGAGUUCAAAAAUGAUGCCGGUUGGUUGAAAAACAUGGCCACCACGGGGGUGGGGCUAUUUUCCUUAUAUGGCUUUAGUAAAACCUUGUUAACACUCUAGAGGUCACAUUUAUUUUCCGAUCAUCAUGAAACUUGGUCUGAAGAUUUGUCCCAAUGAUAUCUUGGAUGAUUUCGAAAUGGAUUUGGUUGCUUUAAAAACAUGGCCACCAGGGGCGUGGCAUUUUUUUCUUAUAUGGCUAUAGUAAAACUUUGUUAACACUCUAGAGGCCACAUUUAUUGUCCAAUCUUCAUGAAAUUUGGUCAGAAGAUUGGUCUCAAUGAUAUCUUGGAUGAGUUCGAAAAUAAUUAUGUUUGCUUGAAAAAAAUGGCUUCCAAGGGGCAGGGCAUUUUUCCUUAUAUGGCUAUAGUAAACUCUUGUUAACACUCUAGAUGCCACAUUUACUGUCCGAUCUUCAUUAAACUUGGUCAGAAGAUUCAUCCCGAUAAUAUCUUGGAAGAGUUGAAAAAUGAUGCUGGUUGGUUGAAAAACAUGGCUGCCAGGGGGCGGGGCAUUUUUCCUUAUAUGGCUAUAGUAAAACCUUGUUAACACUCUAGAGGCCACAUUUAUUUUCCGAUCUUGAAAUUUUGUCAGAAAGAUUUGUCCCAAUAAUAUCUUGUUAUCUCAGAUGAGCGACUUUGGGCCUUUCAGGUCCUCUUGUUUUAAAUAAAAAAUACAGUAAUAAUGAAUUAAUUGAUUAAGGACCUGGCUCAAACUGUCAUUAUUAAAGGGAUUUGUGUUUAGCUUGGUAUAAUGACAAUAAAAAAAAGGUCUAGAUAAUCUGAUUUGAAAAAGAAUGAAUAAAACACAUUUAAACACUUGCAAUAACACUUCUGGCUAAUAUGUAUGUUAACAUUAUUAUUUUUAAAUCUAUUAUCAUCAUUUGACAUUGGUAAAAUAUCAAAGUGAUUGUAUACAACUGUUUUUAAUUUCUGUUGUAAUUAGUAGAGUAUUAAAAACAGUAUAAUUUUGUUAGGAAACAUAUUGAAUGACUAUUUUAUUAGAACACGAAAAUUGUGAACAAAUCCCUUAAAUUGAAUAAGGUGAUAAUAACCAUGUCAAGUAAUUAAUAUUGACUGUGAUAAAGGACAAAGUAGUCAGGUAAUUCAUAGAUUAUGGCAAAAAAUAUGAACAAUCAUUUCUUUGUUGAUUAAGGACAUAAAUUGUAAUUUUUUCAGAUCAUUUAAUGAUACCGUAGACGUUUGAUCAAUCAAAAGUUCAGCUUAUUUCUUAUCGAUUAGGCAUUCGGUAUGAAUGACAUAUAAGGACAUUUACAGAUUCUUUCAAAAGAAACAUAAAUUUGAUACUUUCAAACUUUCAUUGUCUCAUGUAUUAUAUUGACAAGUACAAUAUUUUGUCAGCAGGAAAUUUUUGAUACAAAAAUCAAAAUUUUAUCAAGAGUGACAAGAAUUAUGUGCUUUUAUCAUGUACACAGUGAAUCGCACAGUUAUACAUGAUAUGUUUUUAUAAAUAUUGUGUUCUCUUUGUAAAUGUUAUUUUUUGAACGCAUACAGUAAUUGUAAAUAUGUAUCUGGUCAUUAUUGUUAUUGCAUAUUGCUGUUGAAACUGAACUAUUAAAAUAGUAAAACAAGA
Dreissena polymorpha is the source of this 5977-nucleotide messenger RNA. RefSeq names its product transcription factor Sp4-like. Gene Ontology annotation, molecular function: DNA-binding transcription factor activity, RNA polymerase II-specific; RNA polymerase II cis-regulatory region sequence-specific DNA binding. Bases 151 to 2466 code for a protein of 771 amino acids. Lineage: Eukaryota; Metazoa; Mollusca; Bivalvia; Myida; Dreissenidae. Gene Ontology annotation, biological process: regulation of transcription by RNA polymerase II. The record is from RefSeq and is a predicted model, not a curated record. The transcript has 8 exons.